Messenger RNA from Anisakis simplex (herring worm), 6627 nucleotides. The record is from the annotation of a GenBank genome assembly. NCBI's taxonomy places the organism in Eukaryota, Metazoa, Nematoda, Chromadorea, Rhabditida, Anisakidae.
AUGAAGGAAAGAUUUCUGUAUCAAGGUGGAGAUUUUCUGUGGAUUGAAGUACCCGUAAAGAAUCAAUUCUCAUGUCCGAUUGGUGCAAGGGUUAUCGAUUCGCGUGGUGGCAAAAUCAAAUUACUCGAUGACGAUGGCAAGGAAACAUGGUUAUCUCCUGAUCAAAAGAUUCGUGUUAUGCAUCCAACAUCGGUUCAAGGUGUGGAGGAUAUGAUCCAACUGGGCGAUCUUCAUGAAGCAGGCAUACUCAGGAACCUCUUCAUUCGAUACAAACAAAAACUCAUCUACACAUUCACUGGUUCAAUUUUGGUUGCAAUGAAUCCAUACAUGGAAUUGCCCAUCUACACUCCAGAGCAAAUCCGCCUAUACCGAAAUCGUCGAAUCGGUGAAUUGCCACCACACAUCUUUUCGAUUGCCGAUAAUGCUUACUCGAACAUGAAACGAAACGGUCGCAAUCAGUGCUUGAUAAUCAGCGGUGAAUCGGGUGCAGGUAAAACCGAAUCGACGAAACUCGUUCUACAGUUUCUCGCUACCGUAUCUGGACAGCACUCUUGGAUAGAGCAACAAAUUCUUGAGUCCAAUCCCAUCAUGGAAGCGUUCGGUAAUGCAAAAACGAUUCGAAAUAAUAAUUCGUCUCGAUUCGGCAAAUACAUCGAUAUUCAUUUCACGGGGACGGGUGCUAUUGAAGGCGCAAAAAUUGAGCAGUAUCUUCUUGAGAAAUCACGACUCGUUAGUCAAACGUUAGGUGAACGCAACUACCAUAUCUUCUAUUGUCUAUUGGCUGGAUUGAACGACACCGAAAAGAAUGAACUCACUUUGACCAAAGCGGCAGAUUAUUUCUAUCUCACCCAGGGUAAAACACUUGAAGCAGAAGGCCGAGAUGAUGCGGCGGAUUUGGCCGAGAUUCGCUCUGCGAUGAAAGUGCUGAUGUUCAAAGAUGCUGAAAUAUGGCAGAUAUUCAAGAUAUUGGCUGCGCUACUUCACACUGGAAACAUUAAAUACAAUGCAACCACCGUUAAUAAUAUGGAAGCCACUGAAAUCAAAGACAAGUCUAGAGUGAGCCAAGUCGCGAAGCUGUUACAGGUGGAUGAUCGCAGUCUUGUGAAUUCACUUACAACUCGAAGUUUGGUUACCCGAGAUGAGCGAGUGGUAUCAUGUCUAGGGCCUCAGCAAAGUUUAGAUGUAAGAGAUGCACUGGUGAAGGGCAUUUACGGACGACUCUUUCUUUACCUUGUUAAUCGUAUCAAUGAAGCGAUUUAUAAGCCACGUAAAAAUGUUCAAAGUCGAUACAGCAUCGGAGUUUUGGAUAUAUUUGGCUUUGAAAAUUUCGACACGAAUAGUUUCGAACAACUUUGUAUCAAUUAUGCAAAUGAAAAUCUACAACAAUUUUUCGUGCGACAUAUCUUCAAACUGGAACAAGAUGAAUACGAAGCAGAAAAGAUCAACUGGCGACAGAUCGAGUUCACCGAUAAUCAGGCCGUUCUGGACUUAAUCGCGCAGCAAAACUUGAGUAUCAUGUCACUCAUUGACGAAGAAAGCAUAUUUCCUAAGGGUACCGACCAAACAAUGCUUGAUAAACUGCACGCAACACAUGGUCACAACGAUAAACUGUACAAAAAACCGAAAUCAAGCUUGAACAAAUCAUUCGGAAUUAACCACUAUGCUGGCGUUGUGUUUUAUGAUUACAAAGGUUUCCUCGAGAAGAAUCGUGACACUUUCUCAGCUGAUCUGCAGACGUUAAUUCAAAGCAGUAAGAUGAAAUUUUUGGUGAAUCUUUUCGGUGAAGGUCACGACUUUGACAGUGUAACAUCGGUGACUCGUCGGAAGCACAUCACCGUCGGAAGUCAAUUCCGAAAAUCAUUAGAAUCGCUCAUGUCGCAGCUCUCCGCCUGCGAACCGUUCUUUAUUCGAUGUAUUAAACCGAAUGAAGUAUUUGACAGGGAUUUAGUGUGUAGACAAUUGCGUUACUCGGGUAUGAUGGAAACAAUUCGCAUUCGUAAGGCUGGAUAUCCAAUUCGCUAUGAUUACGAAACUUUCCGAAUGCAACCAGAAUUGUUUGCAAUUUCAGCGGGCAAGGCGGAUAGCGUGGAAGCAGCGAAAAAAAUAUGCAAAACAGUGCUUGGUGGCAAAGCUGAUUUUCAGAUGGGGAAAACAAAAGUGUUUUUGAAGGAUGCACAAGAACUGUUUUUGGAACAGGAGCGUGAACGCAUGCUCACGGCACGUGUUGUGACAAUUCAAAGAGCGGUUCGCGGAUGGCUUCAAAGACGACGUUUCCAGAGGAUGCGCACUUCUGCGGUCGUUAUUCAGAAGUUUUGGCGUGGCUACGUUCAACGUAAACGCUACCGACAGAUACAAAUUGGUUUCGCUAGACUGCAAGCAGUGUUACGCUCACGUCAACUUGUUGUUCACUAUCAGAAACUUCGACUCAUUGUCAUACAGCUCCAAGCAAAAUGUCGCGGUGCGUUGAUUCGAAAGGUUCUACGAGCGAAGAGAGAACGUGGAGAACGACGUGCUGGAAUGAUGAUAAUGCCCGAGGAAGCAGAACGUGGCUCAACACCUUCAUCGGUUGCCUCCACUGUAGACGAGAUGGAUGAUACUGGAUUGGUCGAAAAGAUGUUUGGAUUCUUACCAGUUGAAGUAUCACCUGUGCCGAUAGCAGAAAAGAAAUUAAUUGGUAAACAAAAGGACCUUACAACUUUGGUCAGAGGCCUAAUCGAUCUUGUGGACCUCAACGAUCAGCAGUGGGGUUGGAGACCGUCUGAAUGUCAUGAGUGCUCGGAGAUUCCCAAGGUUAUGGGUAGGGUCAGGGUUCCCUCAAACUUCGUGAAUGCCCAAGAACUUCCGGAACCUCGUAAUUCCUUGGAGAAUUCCAUACUCCAUAUCUUGGCGGGCUUCCCAGUUGGUGAAACUGUGUCAAGCAUACCUGCUCUAGCAGAAGCGUUCCAAGACGAGGACCUGACUGGAUAUCAGUUCGACAAAUUUGCUGCUACGUACUUCCAAGGGCAGGCAACUGCAGACUACAUUAAGAAGCCACUACGCUGUCCACUGCUCAUUCAUCACGAUACAGGCAAUCAGUUGGCAUCACUUGCGGUAUGGAUCACAAUAUUGCGUUUUAUGGGCGAUUUGCCUGAUGCGAAGUACAAUCCCUCAUUGAAUGGUGAAUAUGAUGGCAAAUCAGUGAUGGGAAAAUUGUACAAAACAUUAGGACGUAAUUUCACGAAGAGAGAAGUUGAUUUGGCCAGUCAAAUGAGUGAUUACGAUAACGUAGGCGUGACUGGCACACAACGAAUUCGCAAAACAGUUGGUCGUAAACUGAUAUCAAUGACACUAAGAAGGAAACCGAAAAAUGAUUCACUGGAAUCAGUAAACGAAAGCGGUGAAACGAAGGCAACAAUUGAAAUGAAAGGUGGAAAGUAUGGUCAUUAUAAUGCGCUUUUGGAGGAAAGACCAACGAGCAACUUGGAUAAACUUCAUUUCAUUGUUGGGCACGGCAUUCUCAGGGCUGAUCUUCGGGAUGAGAUCUACUGUCAGAUCUGCAAGCAACUAUCAAAUAAUCCAUCGAAGAGUUCAGUUGCUCGAGGUUGGAUUUUGCUAUCGUUAUGUGCCGGAUGCUUUGCACCAUCCAAACGUUUCAUGAACUAUUUGUGUUGUUUCGUUCGUGAGCAUGGACCAGGUGGUGCAUCUGGUUAUUCGGAAUACAUUGAACAACGACUCCGAAGAACUGUUAAAAACGGUACACGUCAUCAACCACCGAGCUAUGUUGAGUUGCAGGCAACCAAAUCUAAGAAUCCAAUAGAAUUAACGGUAACUUUGAUGGAUGGUACCGUGAAAACAGUGAUCGGUGAUUCGGCAACAACAUCAGAGGAGGUAUGCGAUGCGAUCGCAGCAAAAAUUGGACUCAAAGAGCGUUUCGGAUUUUCAUUAUACAUCGCACUCUUCGAAAAGGUGUCCUCACUUGGAUCUGGCUCUGAUCAUGUUUUGGACGCGAUUAGUCAAUAUGAGCAACAUGCGAAGGAACAAGGACAGCAAGAAAAGACAGCGCCUUGGCGAUUGUUCUUCAGAAAGGAGAUCUUCACUCCUUGGCACAAUCCUAAAUUCGAUGAUGUGAGCACAAACUUGAUCUACCAGCAGAUUAUACGUGGCAUUAAAUUCGGUGAAUACAGAAGCGAUAAGGAAGAAGAACUAGCGUCGCUUGCUGCACAACAAUAUUACAUCGAACAUGGUGCAGAGAUGCAAGUCGAAAAACUCGAGCAAUCCAUUAAUUCGUAUAUUCCUGAAUUUGAAUUGAAGAAGACGAAAGGAAGUGAUCAGGAACGUUGGAUACAACUAAUCUUACACGCUUUCCGCAAGGUAUCAUUUUCAGCACUCUCAAAGAAAUCUCGAUUUGUAUUGUACUUCAAAGAACGCAAACAACCGACACAGAUGGAAGUCAAGCAAGCAGUUGUAGCGUUUGCGAAAUCCAGAUGGCCGUUGUUGUUCUCUCGUUUCUAUGAAGCAUACAAAUACACUGGACCUCCGCUUCCGAAGAAUGAAGUGGUAAUUGCGGUCAACUGGACUGGUGUGUCUGUUGUGGAUAAUGAAGAACAAGUGCUUCUCGAAUUCACGUUCCCGCAGAUCACCGCUGUUCGAUGCUCACCAGCAACAGAAUCUAAUGCUGAAUCAUUCACGAUCGAAACCGUCAGUUUAGUAGAAUACACAUUCCAAUCACCAAACUCAGAAGAUGUUCGCGAGUUGGUUGAGUAUUUCCUAGAUGGACUCAAGAAUCGAUCGUCGUACUUAGUCGCUCUUCACGAUUGCACACCAUCAGAUACGAAUACAUACGUUGCAUUCAAACGUGGCGAUCUUCUGUUGUUAUCAAAAGGACUGACUGGAAGUUCACUCAAAACACGUCAGUUCGUGGCAGGUGAAAAUACCCGAACUGGUCUUCAGGGUAAUAUUCCUGUUGACAUGGUUUACAUAUUACCCACUAUCACCAAGCCGAAAGUUGAUGUUAUGGAUAUGUUCGUACAACGACCAGAAUUCGAAUCCCCAAUGGACAAACAAGUGGCCAUUUUGAUGAGCCCCACUUCUGCUCAUCCGUACACGCUUGAAAGAUUCGCCAAAGAUAACUUCAGAACGCUGCCACGCCGAACUACACUCACAAUAAAUCCGAGAAGACAUGAUGGUGGUCAGCCGCAACUCUGGGCGCAUACCCGAGAACCUCUUAAAUCACCACUCCUUAAGAAAUUGGUCGGGAAAGACGAACCAGCUCAUGAAGCUGUCCAGGCAUAUAUAGCUAUACUGAAGUAUAUGGGUGAUUAUCCAUCAAAACAAUUGCAUAACAGUACCGAUAUCACGGAUCGCAUCUUUAGAGGACCUCUGAAAUACGAGAUUCUUCGAGAUGAAAUUUAUUGUCAGUUGAUGAAACAACUCACGAAUAAUUACAACACGCUAAGUGAGGAGAGGGGUUGGGAGUUGUUAUGGUUAUGUACGGGUUUGUUCGCACCAAGCCAGUCAUUGCUCAAAGAGGUCACACCGUUCAUUCGAACUCGGCCGAAUCCAGUGGCCGCUGAUUCUUAUAACCGACUGCAGAAAACAUUACGAGCGGGUCAACGUAAAUACCCACCACAUCAAGUCGAAGUAGAGGCUAUCCAGAACAAAACUACACAAAUCUUCCAUAAGGCGUUCUUCCCAGACGGUACCGAUGAGGCAAUUGAAGUUGAUUCAUCCACAAAGGCCAAAGAUUUCUGCAGCCGCAUUACGAGUCGUCUUGGACUGACUCGUUGCGAUGGAUUCUCACUGUUCGUCAAAAUGGAUCAGAAAGUUAUUUCGGUGCCUGACAAUGAAUUCUUCUUCGAUUUUGUGCGUCAGUUAGCUGAUUGGGCACGUAAAAAUCGAUCGAGUAAAGAUACAUCAGCUGCACCGUUCACUUAUCAGGUGUACUUCAUGAGGAAACUUUGGCUUGAUACAGUACCAGGAGACGAUCGCAUUGCCGAUAUCAUGUUCCACUAUCCUCAGGAACUACCAAAAUAUCUGCGUGGAUAUCACAAUGUUUCACGGCAGCAGGCUAUUGGUCUUGCUGCAUUGAUACUUCGUGCAAAGAGUCGUACCAAUAAACCAGCACCACUCUCGCAACUAACUCAGCUCAUACCUGAUCUUGUGCCUAACAAUUUGAUUAAAUCGUAUUCCGGAGGCGAUUGGAAGAAGGUGAUCACGAACGCUUAUUCGGGAGCAGUUCAAAAUUUGUCGCCCGAAGACGCAAAGGUCGAAUUUUUGAAACAAAUCGCUGAGUGGCCAACGUUUGGAUCUGCCUUCUUCGAGGUGAAACAAUCGUCGGAUCCAUCAAUGCCUGAUCGUCUACUGAUUGCAAUCAACAAAACUGGUAUCAAUUUGUAUAAUUAUGAGACGAAAGAACACGUCGUCAACUACCCCUUCACGUCCAUCAGUAACUGGACCAGUGGUAACACAUACUUCCACAUAACCAUUGGCAGUCUUAUGAAAGGAAAUCGUGGCAAUCGACUUCUGCUCGAGACCACUCUGGGAUAUAAGAUGGACGAUUUGAUAACGUCCUAUGUAAAGAUGCUCAUAUCAAAUACGACAAAUCAAAAAACGACUUCAAAAAGUGAAGAAAUAACCAAACUUUCAUAA